Messenger RNA from Amoebophrya sp. A25, 519 nucleotides. NCBI's taxonomy places the organism in Eukaryota, Dinophyceae, Syndiniales, Amoebophryaceae. The record is from the annotation of a GenBank genome assembly.
CUUGGGUUGCACAGCGUUUCGCAUAUGACGUGCUACAAAAAGAUAUAGAUGAACGAAACGGCUCCGAUUCCGAAUAUUCGGCUGCGAAAUCGUCCUCCGAAGACAAGAGUUGUAGUGAGACUCGAAAUGGGCGCACACGACUUGGUAGAAGAACACCCUUCCUCACUAGAAGAAGGAAGGCCGCUACGCAAGAGGCAGCGAGGAUGAAGUCCUCUACAACUUCAGAUAGAUACGAAAAUAGGCAGAAAAUGUUUCCCUGUAUCGUAGAUAUGCGAGGUCCGGGCUCGUCUCAUACAGAGGCAGGCAACGUGGACGCAUUCGCGGAUCUCAUGCGGCAAGCGGUCUUCCUCAACAUGCACGCGGAUGCGUGCUUGAAGAAUGGCCGUGGUCCUUGCACUACCUGAUGCGCCAAUGAUUACAGUUACAAAAAUGCUACAAGUGCAACAUUAUCACUAAAACUACAACUACGAAAAAAAUAUUGACGCUCUUAAGAAGUUGCAACACGAAAACUGCUUGCGG